AUGCCACCAUACACAAGCAACCAGAAGCACCUAAUCGCUGAGUUUGUCAGCUGUACACGGACAAAGGAGUCUGUUGCUGUGAAAUUCCUCAAAGCAUGUGGAUGGAGUUUGGCUCCCGCGCUUGACGCUUUCUUCGCCGCCGCGGCUGGCACUGCUGCAGUUGUGACUUCCGAAUUUACAAAGCUCUUCGAAAGCUACCGAGAUGACCCAGUCGAGAGCCCAGAUACCAUCGGUAUCACACGAGCCAUAGAUUACCUCGGCGAUUUGAAUGUCGAGCUCGACGAAGUAACCUGCCUAGCCAUCGCCGAGCUACUCAAGUCACCAUCGAUGGGCGAGUUCACCCGCCAGGGAUGGAGGGAUGGAUGGCUGAACGUUCGCUGUGACACCCUGCCUAAAAUGCAAGCGUACGCCAAGUACCUCCGGGAGGUCAUCCCACAAGAGCCAGCGGUUUUCCGACGAGUCUACAGAUACGCAUUCCCGCUCUCACGGAUGCAAGGACAGCGAAACCUGCAAUUCGAAAUCGCCGCCGAGCAGUGGCGUCUCUUCUUCACAACUGACCAUGGUGGUGUCGCCUGGAACACCGAAACGACCCCGUGGCUGGAUUGGUGGAUCGAGUUCCUCGAAGAGCGCGGAAAGAAGCCUGUUAACAAGGACCUGUGGGAGCAGGUUGAGGUUUUUAUGCGCAAGAGUCUCGAAGAUGAGGAGAUGGGCUGGUGGAGUCCUGAUGGGGCUUGGCCCGGUGCUCUGGAUGACUUUGUUGCCUGGGUUCAGGCUAAGCGGGGAAAGGCCUCAGAGAUGGAGGUUGAAUAA
Molecule: messenger RNA, 810 nt
Organism: Penicillium psychrosexuale
Lineage: Eukaryota; Fungi; Ascomycota; Eurotiomycetes; Eurotiales; Aspergillaceae
Exons: 5
Coding region: 1-810 (269 amino acids)
Biological process (GO): protein neddylation; positive regulation of ubiquitin-protein transferase activity
Cellular component (GO): ubiquitin ligase complex
Molecular function (GO): cullin family protein binding; ubiquitin conjugating enzyme binding; ubiquitin-like protein binding
Source: RefSeq, a predicted model, not a curated record